UGAGUUAAGAGGCAAUCCCACCGUGAAUUCUCCAAUCUAAGCGCCGUCUUUAGUUCUCGUCUUGACGGAAGUAGGUGGUGCUUCCUCUUCUCCGCUUUCUCUCCCUCGCACUCGAGCUAGACAGAGAGAAGAGGAGAGAGAAUCAUGUCGAAGAAGAAGGCUUUCACGGGCAACACUAUGACCCUCAAGGACUUCCAUGGCGGUUCCAUCCCAUCUGAUCUGCCACUUCCGUCUGCUCCUGGUGUAACUAUUAGGCCUGUGGAUCGUUCCGGUUAUGACCGAUCAGGAUCUUGGGGGAACUCGAUGGGGAUGGGCCGGCCUGAUCAUCGUGCCCGGCCUCACUCAUCUCCAGCUACGAGGCAUUUCGAUGAUAAAUCCCCGUUUCUUACUCAUACAGCGCAGAUUGGUCGUAAUUUUGAUGAAGAUGAACGUAAACCCUUGGAUGGAGGUUCGGCCCCCAGGAGAACAGUUAGUGAUGACAGCUUUCGUGUCCCACAGACUCGUACAGAGCUGAGACCAGAACCUGCGCCAACCAGUGGUGUUACUCCUUGGCAGGGGAUGGGUCCGGUUGUGCAGGGUGGAGCAGUGAGUUCUUACUCUGUUAGAGUUACUGAGGCUGCGCAUGUGGGGAUGAAUCAACAGAAUGUGGGGGCUAAUAUUGGGCAGAGCGUCGGUGGGCCUCAUCAAAAUGUUUGGGCGGCGAGGAAGGAGGCCAUGGGUGUUCCUGAUUCACUGCAAUCAACCUGGACUGGGCAGAGUGCUGCUCAGAAGUUGGCGCAUGCCAGUGCGCUUGAGAAAGUCUCAUCAGGAAGAUGGCAGUCGAAAAAUACUAUUCCUUGUCCGGUGGAGAUUGAUACAGUUGAGCAUUUGGAGACAGAUAGUGGCUUACUCUCCAAGGGUUAUGAUGAUAAUAUGUACAAUAGGGUGGAUGUGGUUGGAGGAUCAGAGUAUGCUGAUGCGAUGUUUGCAAGGCAAAUGGAGUGGGGCCUGAGUACUGAUCAUGAGGUCCAGGUUGCUAGAAAGGACUUUCUGGAUCAUGAAAGGGUCAGGUCUCCAUUGGCUUCAGAAGUACAAGUCAAGAAAUCAUUAGGUUAUGCUGAUGGUUCUCAUCCACCAUGUAACAAUAGCAAAUAUGGUGCCUCUGAUGUGCAAUCUCCGGUGCCUUCUGAAGUUUUGCAACGUCCUAUACUGAAGUUGCUUCCAAGAACGAAGCCAUUGGAGAGUGGCGGACCUCCUGCUGUUGAUCAAAAGCAGGGUUACCAACAGCCUAUCAGUCCUGCUCAAGGUCACACUGAAACUGCUAACAUAUUUCACGGAAUCAAAAAUCCUGUAAAACCUGGUUUAGCCGUCUCAGUGGGUGUAAAGCAAGCAGCAGAACGCCCAAAAUUAAAUCUAAGGCCACGAUCACAGCCUCAACAAGGAGAAGGGAGUGAUGAACGGGAAAGGAGGGCCUUGUUUGGUGGUGCUCGUCCAAGAGAACAAGUUCUCAAGGAGCGAGGGUUGGAUGAUGUGGCUAUCACCAGACCUGAUAUUUUGGGUCAACAUUCUGAUGGCAGUAAACAUAGCAUUCUCAAGACUGAAAGGGGUCCUGAGCAUACCGUUUCUAUAAGCCAUAGUGAAAGAACUGAUAAUGCUACUCAUCAUCUGAGAGCAGGGAAGAAAUCUGACAGGAAGGAUUACAGUGCAGAUGUUGAAAGAGGUGGUGACAUGCAGAGGAAGAAUUAUGGUGCGGAUGUUGAAAAAGGUGUUACACAGAGGAAGAACUGGCGUAAUGAGAACCGUACUAAUAAUGAGAGGCGACAGCAGCAGCAAUUGCCGCAGGAGAGGCAGCCUUCUCCAGAAACUUGGCGAAAGCCUGUUGAGGGACCAAAAUCAACCUCUGAUGCAGUCGGUGUGCGCCAUGGAAAAGCAGCUUCAGCUGUGGAGCUUGCCCAAGUAUUUUCAAGAUCAUUUUCAGAUCCAAAUGUAGCUGAUCCGUAUUCUAGUCAAAGGGGCCUCCCAGGCAAUACCCAAAUGCCUUUUUCAAGACUUAUGGACCCAACAGCAAGACCUAAGAUCAAUGGCUACUAGGUUUGAAUACUUCUUUGCACAAAGGUGUUUGCAACUUGGUGGUAAGAAGAUCGUCUCUAUUAUUUAGAACCCACAGCUGGGAAGCAUAGAGGGCCCCGACUUCCAACGCACUGAUUUUUCAGGCAAACUAUGGCCGUACAAAGGGAUUGUGAUGUCCACGUUGAGUGGGGCCUCCUUAUUAACAAUGUUUCUUUACUUGACAAUUAUAUGGUUCCUCAUUUUUUUUAGAGGACAAUUGAUUUGUUGUGUCCUAAUAAUCUGCAAAAUAUUUCUUUCUA
Molecule: messenger RNA, 2348 nt
Organism: Tripterygium wilfordii
Lineage: Eukaryota; Viridiplantae; Streptophyta; Magnoliopsida; Celastrales; Celastraceae
Exons: 6
Coding region: 145-2070 (641 amino acids)
Molecular function (GO): mRNA binding; translation initiation factor activity
Source: RefSeq, a predicted model, not a curated record